Messenger RNA from Triticum turgidum subsp. durum (durum wheat), 237 nucleotides. The record is from the annotation of a GenBank genome assembly. Lineage: Eukaryota; Viridiplantae; Streptophyta; Magnoliopsida; Poales; Poaceae.
AUGCUGGAAACAAGAAACUCAAACAAGGUGGAGGAGAAGAAAGGGAGGGGCGCACUAACCGGCGCAGAGACAGACGACCCACACGUAGAAGAAGUUGAGGUAGGGGAUGCCGGUCUUGCUCUUGUUGAUCUCGUCCAGCCUGCAUCCUGGGCACCCUUCCUUGCAGAGUUUUCUCUCCCUCGCUGCUGCCAGCAAUGGCGCCGCCGAAGACUCGUUUCUCUCGCUGGCGGCCAUUAA